Molecule: messenger RNA, 1452 nt
Organism: Oikopleura dioica
Lineage: Eukaryota; Metazoa; Chordata; Appendicularia; Copelata; Oikopleuridae
Source: the annotation of a GenBank genome assembly
AUGAUCAACGAAGCGGUCGGUUUUUGUGAUUCUAGAGGCGACAAGCUUUUUCAACUCAAAUUCUUGGAGGAAAAUUUGGUGGAGAAUGUCAACAUGUUUAGCCGAACACUUGGUGGCAAUUCGAAUUAUAAUUUGGAAAAGGUCUACUUUUGGCUUCCCUUUGAAAGGAUUGUCGAUGAAAAUGGGGAGUUCUUCUAUGUCUCCUUGGUGGAAAAUGGGUUGAGGAGCACUGCGGAUUUAUCUGAACACUACGGAACACUCAUCAAUGAUUUCAAAAAGAAACGCGUCGCAAACAACGAAAAUUGCCUGGUCCUUCGCGUCACUGCAUCGUCAAUCUCAAUCGCUCCUGCCAACUGUGCCUCGACUGUUCCGUUUACAGCUUGUUCGACAACAGAUUGUCAAGUCAGAAAUCAGGAUGUCCUAGGCUCGGAUCUACUGGAUUCGAAAAACUCUGAAUCGAGUGCUUGCGAAGAAGGCUGGCUGGAAGAUGGAAAGAAUAACUGUUUGAAAGUUUUGGCAUAUGAAGAUGGUAUUUCGGACGAAUGUGAAUCUCAGGGAGCAUCAAUGGAUGUCCUCUUCCAAUUGAGCUACUGGUUUCCUGAUAUUACAGUCACUCAUAUCUACAAUCAGCCAAAUGAAACAUGCACUAACAUCAAAAAAUAUGAAGACAUCAACAUGUGGGAAAUUUCUUCUGAUGCCUCUCUUUGUGGCGAAACUGUGAAUUAUGUUUGCGAGAAGCCAUCUUUAGUAGUUGAGCAAGAAAUCGUCCCUGACGCGUCUAUACCAGGAAUGAUCACAGCGCAAAUGACGGGAAAUUACCACAAAGAAAAUAUUCUUUCCUGCGAAGAAAAUUGGAGCCCGACUGGAACUGGCGAAUGUCUCAGAUUUUUCACAGAGGGGAGAGAUUUUGAAUCUGCCAUAUCAUUUUGCGGAAAACAAGGAGGAAAGCUUGCUGGCUAUCCGGAAUACAUGAACAACCAGCUUUUGAAGAGUCUUGAGCAAAUCGGAGCAGCAUACAUUGACAUUGAUUCUGACUCCUCUAGCCAAAUGACAUCAACAAUUGGAAGGAUCAUUGAUCAACAGCUUAUUGAGGAGACUAUUGCAAGGAAUCUCUGUGGGGUACUUACUACAACCGAAAAUUCGACGAUCAUUGCAGUUGAUCUGGGAAACAGAGCGCAAAACACAAGAUUUGAAAACAUGAUUACGGAAAGAAGAGGAAGAUGGAUAUUUCUAGUGCUGAUGAUGAUGCUGUUGACUUUGGCAGAGGCUCAUGGUAGCGUACCGAAACUAACGACCGCCUGGAAAGUCGUUCUUUACUCGAUAUGCGGUCUCGUAGCACUGGCAGCGACUGUCGGAAUAAUCAUCGUCAGCUUGAUUGUUUUCCAGAGCGUCACGAAAAGCAGCAUCUUUUACAUUCCUGACUCAUUCGAACCUGUCCAUUCCAAAAUAUAA